This is a messenger RNA of Brettanomyces bruxellensis, 1785 nucleotides long. It is a transcript of the gene ADE17, whose product is annotated as bifunctional phosphoribosylaminoimidazolecarboxamide formyltransferase/IMP cyclohydrolase. The transcript has a single exon. Gene Ontology annotation, molecular function: phosphoribosylaminoimidazolecarboxamide formyltransferase activity; IMP cyclohydrolase activity. Gene Ontology annotation, cellular component: cytosol. The coding region runs from base 1 to 1785 and encodes 594 amino acids. Gene Ontology annotation, biological process: 'de novo' IMP biosynthetic process. Lineage: Eukaryota; Fungi; Ascomycota; Pichiomycetes; Pichiales; Pichiaceae. The record is from RefSeq and is a predicted model, not a curated record.
AUGGCAGAAACGAAAGCUUACGAGAAGACAGCAAUUUUGUCUGUCUACGAUAAAACCGGACUACUUGACCUUGCCAAGGGCCUCAUUGCCCACAAGGUGAGAUUGCUAGCUUCCGGAGGCACAGCCCGUCUUUUGAGGGAGUCAGGUUUCCCGGUGGAAGAUGUUUCAACCAUUACCCAUGCCCCAGAGAUGCUUGGUGGCCGGGUUAAAACUUUGCAUCCUGCAGUUCAUGGAGGUAUUUUGGCAAGAGACACGGAGUCUGACAACAAGGAGCUGGCCCAGUACCACAUUGAAAAGGUGGACUUCGUCGUUUGCAACUUGUACCCAUUUGAGGAAACAGUUGCCAAGAUAAAUGUGACAAUUGCGGAGGCAGUUGAGCAGAUUGAUAUUGGAGGAGUCACCUUGCUCCGUGCAGCAGCCAAGAAUCAUGCGAGAGUGACGAUUGUUUCGGAUCCAAACGACUAUCCGGCAUUCCUCGAGGAUCUCCAGCAGUACAACGAGAUUUCGGAGCCCCUCAGAAAGAAGUUUGCACUAAAAGCCUUCGAGAGAACUGCACAGUACGAUUCGGAUAUAUCUGACUUCUUCAGGAAGAAAUACGCAGAGGGAACCUGCCAGCUCCCUCUCAGAUAUGGUGUGAAUCCUCACCAGAAGCCUGCCCAGGCCUUCAUGAAGGUCGGAAAGCUUCCAUUCACAGUUUUGAACGGUGCUCCAGGCUACAUCAACCUUCUUGAUGCUCUUAACUCGUGGCCUUUGGUCAAGGAGCUUUCUGCAUCUUUGAAUCUUCCUGCUGCUGCAUCCUUCAAGCACGUUUCACCAGCUGGUGCUGCAGUUGGCAUCCCAUUGACCGAGACCGAGAAGAAGGUUUUCUUUGUUGAUCACAUCAAGAACCUCUCACCUUUGGCAAAUGCUUACGCCAGGGCCAGGGGUGCCGACAGAAUGUCGUCAUUCGGUGAUUUCAUUGCUCUUUCGAACAUUGUCGAUGUCCCUACUGCCACCAUCAUCUCUAAGGAGGUUUCAGACGGUGUUAUUGCUCCAGGCUACGAGCCUGAAGCUUUGGCGAUCUUGAAAAAGAAGAAGAGAGGUAAGUACUGCAUUUUGCAGAUUGAUCCAAACUACAAUCCACCUUCCAAGGAGACCAGGCAGGUGUACGGAGUGUGCUUGGAGCAGAAGCACAAUGAUGCCAUCAUCAACUCGUCGUCGUUCAAAGAGAUUGUUUCUCAAAACACCAAGCUCACCGACCAGUCCAUCAUUGAUUUAACCGUUGCUACAAUUGCCUUGAAGUACACGCAGUCGAACUCAGUGUGCUACGCUAAAAACGGUAUGGUUGUUGGUCUUGGAGCCGGCCAGCAAUCACGUAUUCACUGUACGAGAUUGGCAGGAGACAAGUGCAACAAUCUUUGGUUCAGGCAGCACCCAAGAGUGCUUUCCAUGAAGUGGGCGCACGGAGUUAAGAGACCUGAAAAGGCCAAUGCAAUUGACUUGUUUGUGACUGGACAGAUUCCAACCGAGGAGCCUGAAAAGAGCGAUUACGAGUCGAAGUUUGCCGAAAUUCCAAAGCCUUUGUCUGCCGAGGAGAGAAAGGAGUGGCUUUCGAAACUUACGGAUGUUGCACUUUCGUCAGAUGCAUUUUUCCCAUUCUCGGACAAUGUUUUCAGGGCUGCUCGUUCCGGUGUCAAGUACAUCGCUGCACCAUGUGGAUCCAUUAACGACAAGGCGGUGAUUGAUGCUGCCAAUGCUCGCGGUAUUGUUUUUGUCGAGAAUCCAAUCAGGUUGUUCCACCAUUAG